GACUGCCGCCGAGAGCCACGCCCCCCUCCUGUCAGCACGAGCUACAUACAACACAAACAAACCGGGAGCAAACUUCUACACAUUUCGGGAAAAAAAAGUUGAAUUUGUUUUUUGUUUGUCUUUUAACAUUUACUCAUCUGUGUCCCUUUUCAAGAGUCCGAUUAAUGCCAGAGAAAGCAACAUGACCAAAGAAGAGGAGCUGAUCCGGAUCGCUAAAAAACUGGACAAGAUGGUGUCUAGGAGUAACAUGGAUGGGGCCCUAGAUCUUUUAAAAGAGCUCAAAGGAUACAACAUGACAUUAAAGCUGUUACAGAGUACUCGGAUCGGCAUGUCUGUGAAUGCAGUCCGAAAGCACUGCACCGAUGAAGAAGUCAUCACCUUGGCCAAAAUGCUCAUCAAGAACUGGAAGAGGCUCAUAGAGUUAACACAUGCACCAAAGGAGGAACGAGAAAAAGACAAAGAGGAAGAAGAAAAGAGGAAUGAAUCGCACUCUCCUCACAAGCUGCCACCUCAUUCUUCGGAUAAAGAGACAAGACGAGAGUCUUCUCAGAUUAAAUUGGACUCGGAUUCCCCGAAGAAGCAUGCAGGCCAUCAUGAGAGUAAAAGAAAACCGUCACAUGAUUCCAAGUCCUCCUCAAAGUGUCCUCAGACAGAUACCAAAAAGCAAAGAAAGGACUUGGAUUCCAAAGCAUUGUCAUCAAAACUCCCCAGUGCCAAAAAGGAAAGAAAGGAAUCUUCUGAUAGCAAAUCCAGUUCCAGUUCCAGGAGGCUGUCUUUGGACACCAAGGCAGAAAAGAUGGACUCCCCUGAACCAAAGAUCAGCAGUAGCCCUAUUUUGCCCAAAAAACUGUUUGUUGAUUGCAAAGCAGAAAGGAGAGAUUCCCAGAGCUCUCAAUCAGAAGCCCAGUCUCCUCAGCCAAGGAAGCUGUCCACAGAGAGCAAAGAACGAACAAGUAACGAAAAGAGCAAACCAGAGACCCCAAAGUCACCCACCACACCUACCAGCCCUGGUUCACCGCCAUUCAGCCCUCUUGGAGGAGCCAUCUCUCCUCACUUGCUCACUGGAAACAGCAUCCGUGACAAAUGUAUCGAGAUGUUGGCUGCCGCUCUGAAAACCGAAGAUACCUUCAAGGAAUAUGGAAGCAAUUGUGAUUCUAUGGCAUCUGAAAUUGAAGAUUAUAUCUACCAGGAAAUUAAAGCUAUUGACAUGAAGUAUAAGAAUCGAGUCAGAAGCCGGAUCAGCAAUUUGAAGGACCCCAAGAACCCAAAUUUACGUAGGAAUGUGCUCAGCGGAGCCAUUGAGCUCAGCAAGUUUGCCACCAUGACAGCUGAGGAAAUGGCCAGUGAUGAGAUGAAGAAUCUCCGUAACAUGCUGACCCAAGAAGCAAUUCGAGAGCAUCAGAUGGCCAAAACAGGUGGAACGGCCACUGACCUUUUCCAGUGUGCCAAAUGCAAGAAGAAAAACUGUACAUAUAAUCAGGUGCAGACCCGCAGUGCUGAUGAGCCAAUGACCACCUUUGUACUCUGCAAUGAGUGUGGGAAUCGCUGGAAGUUUUGCUAAGAAGAAGCUGAAGGCUGCAUCCCAGUGAAUCAUUUCAUAACAAAGUACUUCCAGUAUCACUUUUAUAUAAAAAGAAUUGAAAUGAAAAAAGAAGUUUUAAUUUAUACUUGUUAUUUUGUUUCCUUUUUUCUAAAACAAAGGAAAGCUUUUGUAACACUGCCACUUUGAGUUCGAUAUUUUCAAUAUAAUGAAAAAGAAAAAAAAAUUUUAGCCAGCAUUUUUAUAGUUUAAAUUUCAUACGCAAAUUGUAUCUGACAAUAAUGGUUUGAUAAAUUUAGAUUUUGAAUCUUAAUAAAGUUGAAAAGAUAAAAGUGAUGGAAUAAGAAAGUAAAGUGUACAGUAGAGUUCUCUCAGAACAGGUUGCUUUUUUGUGCCGAGCCUCCUUUGGCCCCAUAGUGCCCCCUGCAAAUGUUGUUCAGGUCCCUAACAGCUUGUGUGUUCAAGGUAAUUGUCAAAAUGAAUGAUGUACAGUGGAUUUUUAAAUUAAUUUUUGUGUUAAUAGCAACAGUACUUUUUCACAUUUUGGUAUUUUACUUCCUUAGUUUUAACAUCUGAUGACUAUUUUAGACAUUUUACCCAAAAAUGGAAAUUGUGCAUGUGUACUUGGAAACUUCUGGAGUUUCAGGGGCUUAUGUGUGUAUUUUGGGUACUAAAUUGUGAAGAGAACAGGUGGGAUUUACAUGUAAAUACAGAAAUAAUCCAUGGACAAUGAAUGAAUAAUUAAAAAGAAAGUCUUACAAACCAAUGCAGUUUAACUACAAAUAUUCAAGAAACAGAAGGAUGAAUUUCUUCUUUUUAAUACUUAAUGUUCACAAUAAACACUUAAAUGAGA
Erpetoichthys calabaricus (reedfish) is the source of this 2393-nucleotide messenger RNA. RefSeq names its product transcription elongation factor A (SII), 3 (gene tcea3). Gene Ontology annotation, cellular component: nucleus. Gene Ontology annotation, biological process: DNA-templated transcription. The transcript has 16 exons. NCBI's taxonomy places the organism in Eukaryota, Metazoa, Chordata, Cladistia, Polypteriformes, Polypteridae. Gene Ontology annotation, molecular function: zinc ion binding; nucleic acid binding. The coding region runs from base 182 to 1561 and encodes 459 amino acids. The record is from RefSeq and is a predicted model, not a curated record.